Messenger RNA from Racocetra persica, 292 nucleotides. NCBI's taxonomy places the organism in Eukaryota, Fungi, Glomeromycota, Glomeromycetes, Diversisporales, Gigasporaceae. The record is from the annotation of a GenBank genome assembly.
GGAAGUGGAACACGCUGCUGUUUACUGUCAUGGGUCGUGUAAUAACAAUUGUACUCAUCGCUGCUCGUCGUGUAAUUUGGAAACUUUGGCAAAUAUCAGGGUGAACACGGCUGAUACUGGUGCUGCGGUAAUUAAGCAGGCUGUUGGUGAGGCUCAAAGAAAGGCACAACGAGAAAAUCUAACAGACGCGGAAGUUAUUCAUGGAAAUGCAGCUACUGGCGAACAAGUUUGGGUAAAGCGCGAAGUUAAGUCUGGCGUUCCAAUUACUUACGAAGAAAUGAAAAAGAAUUGA